This is a messenger RNA of Durio zibethinus, 3822 nucleotides long. The record is from RefSeq and is a predicted model, not a curated record. NCBI's taxonomy places the organism in Eukaryota, Viridiplantae, Streptophyta, Magnoliopsida, Malvales, Malvaceae.
GCCACUUUUUGGACGGGCCCUUUUUGUAAAACUACCUAGCUUUUGACAAAAUUCUUUAUGAUUGUUUCUGUUUUCACUUGUUAAAAAUAUUUUUCACAUGCUUUCCAUGGUCUCAUUAGGCGCAUGAUAUUAAGAUCAAGCAGCAUUAGAUAAAAGGCUAUAGAAUUAGACCAAAAUACUUAGCCAUUGUCAUGAAAUCUGAAUGUUAAUCUUAAAAAGUUUGGAUUACAAAUAAGAAAUCCUUGAAAACCAGCCCUAUGAUGAGCGUUAUAUCUGCCCAUCUUUGAGCAAAUAGUUUAAUUCAGUGUGACAAAUGGAGUUAACUACAGAUUUUUUUUCUGUUGACAUCCAAAUGAUUAGGCAGUUUCUCCAUUUUACUCUAAUUCAGUGAAGGGACAAAUAGAAAUGUGUAAAACAUGAAAAGUUAGAACUUUGUAUAGAGCUAUCUAAUUCCAAAAUAACAAAUUUGAAACUUGAAAAGACCAUAGAAAGGUAGAAGUUGCUCAUCAUAUCUGUUUUGAAGAGAUCUCACUGCAAGUCAAUUUGUUUUUCUGAACUUUGAGACAUAGUGUUUUAGCUUAUGGCUUUUGUAGUCUAUUUUGGCAUUAUUUCUUCCUCUUUUUUUUCUUGUUAAUUUCCUAAGGGAAAAAAUUUCCCUUAUAGGACUAACAAUAUAUCUUUAUGGUCAAACUUCUGAUAGCAAACUUUUUGUAAAACGAGGAUGUGCUUCUUUACUUGAUAAAUCUGUUGAUAGAAGUCCUCUUAAGGAGUGUAUGGACCAAACAAAGCAUUCUAAUGUACAUAUGGGGUGCUAUGUAGGUACUUGCGGCAAUGGACUUUUUGGCAAACACGAUUUUCACACUCUUGGACAAUCUCUGCAAUCACGAUCAGAAUUUGGUUAUCCUGAAGAGAAAAUUGGUUGUCCUAAAUGCCGUGAAGGAAGACAAUGAAUCAAAAAAGAGUGUAGAGCUGCAACCAAGAAAGAAACUCAAGAAAGAAGUUGAGAUUUGGUUUCAAAAUGUUGAACGGAUCAAUGGUGAAAUACUUAAUGAUCUUGAAAACGAAGUUAGAGGAAGCAGUCUUCUCUCACGUGGAUUCCUUGGAGAAAAAGUUUUAAAAAGGAUACAAGAAGUUGAAGAACUUCUUCAACAAGGAAAGAGUUAUGAUGGUUUGGUUAUUGACGAUCCUCAAUGGAUUGGACAGGUUUUGUCGACAAGCAACUUAUGUGGAGAAGUUGCAGAGAACCUUAAGAAAGAAAUUUUGGCAUAUUUGAUGGAUGAUGAUGUUUCGAAGAUUGGAGUUUGGGGAAUGGGAGGAGUGGGUAAAACAACCAUCAUGAAGCAUAUUAACAACCAACUUUUAAAAGAAAAUGAGAGGUUCAAGUUCAACCCUUUGAUAUGGGUCACUGUAUCAAAAGAGACGAACAUUGCCAAAUUACAAAAUGACAUUGCAAGUGCAAUGAAUGUAUCUCUUUCUAAUGAUGAUGAAACAAGAAGAUCAGGGGAGCUAUAUGAAAUGUUGGCUCGAAAAGGCAAGUAUGUGUUAAUCUUGGAUGAUCUAUGGGACAAUUUAUCUCUUGAAGAAGUUGGAAUCCCUGAGCCUUCUGCUGGGAGUAAGUUAGUGAUAACAACCCGGUUGAGGCACAUUUGUCACUAUUUGAAUUGUCAAGUAGUUAGAAUGCCUACUCUUCCAAUACAAGAUGCACGAAGCUUGUUCUUGCAAAAAGUAGGUCAAGAUAUUUUGGACCAUCCAAAUAUAUUGUCCAUUGUGGAAUCUGUUGUUGAGCAAUGUGCUGGUUUGCCUUUGGCUAUUGUUACAGUAGCAAGCAGUAUGAAGGGCGUACUUAACAUUCAUGAAUGGAGGAAUGCACUCAAUGAAUUGAAUAGACAUGCAAAAAGUGUAAACAAGUCAGAUGAGAAGGUAUUGCAACAACUCCAAUUCAGCUACGACCGUUUAGAAGAUGAAACAUUCAAGCAAUGCUUCCUCUGUUGUGCAUUAUAUCCUGAAGAUUCUGAAAUCUGUACAAAUAAGCUGAUAGAACUUUGGACUGCUGAGGGGAUUGUGGAAGAACUGGAUAGCAUGCAAGAAGAGACUGACAGAGGGCAUACCAUUUUAAAUAAACUCAUUAACAAUUGCUUGCUAGAAAAUAUUGUGAAAUCUAGUGGAACUUUUGUGAAGCUACAUGACCUUGUGAGGGACAUGGCAUUAUGCAUCACGAGUUUAAAACCGAGAUUCUUGGUAAGAGCAGGCAUGCAAUUGAAAGAGAUACCAGAUUUGCUAGAAUGGGCUGAAGAUCUAGACAAGGUUUCACUGAUGAAGAAUUCGGGAAUACAAAUUCCACCAGAAAUGCUGCCACCAAAAUGUCAUAUGCUCACAACCUUAUUGCUGCCUUCGUCCUAUAUAACGAGUAUUCCAGAGAGUUUCUUUGAGCAAAUGCACGGACUCAAGAUUCUUGAUCUUUCUUUGAAUCCUAUUAAAAGCCUGCCAAAUUCCAUCUCUGAUUUGGAAACCCUCAUUUCAUUGUUGCUCUUCAAAUGUGUAUUUUUAGAGGAUAUGCCAUCUUUCUCGAAACUUCUAGCUUUGAAGAAGUUGAACCUUGAAGGAACAAAAAUAAAGAAUCUCCCUCAUGGGAUGGAAAGGUUGGUAAAUCUCAAAUAUCUUAAUUUGAGUGACACGGGUAUAUCAAAGGUACCGGAUGGAAUAUUAUCAAAGUUCUCACGCCUUCAGCACUUUGUGGGACAUAAACGUUUUGAAAGAAGUCAAACAUUCGCCAGAGCUGAUGAGAUAGGCCGACUAAGAAAGUUGGAAAUUUUCGAAGGGAGGUUUUACGACUUGAAGGAGCUGAGCAGUUAUGUUCAAGCUUUGCAUGGACAAACACACGGGCCUCGUGAAUACUACAUUUGUGUUGGUGGUAAAUUAUUAACCUGUGAUUUCAAUUAUAAAAAAUGCAUUGAAUUAAAUCGUUGUCAGAUCUACAGAAAUGGUGCUAAGCUUCCCUCCAAUAUUCAACAAUUGAGUAUUAAUUGCUGCAUUGCUUUGUUUUGUGAAGAACAACCAGUUUUCUCAUGGUUUAUCCCAGUGCCAUAUGGUCCUUUUUCGGGUCUUAAAGAGAUUAAUAUAAGUGAUUGUAAAAGAAUAAAGAAGUUGUUCUCUUCUGACUGUGUACUGCAAAAUCUCCAAAAUUUGGUACAGUUAUAUGUUUCAUAUUGUAAGGAAAUGAAGGAAAUAAUAGCAUCAGAGUCAGAAUUGGAGGAAGAAGGAACUGAUAGCAGCAAUAGUAUCAAACUUGCUCUUCCCAAGUUAAGGAAAUUGUUAUUGUGUGAACUACCAAAAUUGAAGAGCAUUUGUGGUGCAAAUGGAGCAUUGGUUUGUGAUUCUGUUGAACGAGUUCAGAUAUACUAUUGUCCAAAAUUAAAGAGGAUCCCUCUAUAUCUUCCCCUGCUUGAAGAUGACCGACCAUCUCCUCCACCUUCUCUCCAAAAAAUCCAGAUAGGACAAGAAUUGUGGGAAAACAUGGAGUGGGACCAUUCCUAUGCCAUAUCUCUAUUGGAUCCAUUCGUGGAGUACUAUGAUAAGGUGCAAUGAAAGUGGAUUCCUGCACGUUCAGAUGCCUGAUAUCAAUUAAAUUAUCUGGUUAAAUGCCGGAUGAUAACGGUAUACAAUUCAAUCCCACGUUUAUUUCUACCUAUGUUACUUAACAAUGACCUCUGUUUUAAAGCACCUUAAUGAAAGAUUUUUCUUUUCAGAAAAUUAAUCAUCAGGUGUUUUGUGGCAAUUCCUGAUAGUCUUAGGCUAAGUAACACGAUUACACAAGUUACUCUG